AUGACUUCCAAAACUUUCAAUAGUGUGGGGCCAGAGCUUGCUGCCGUUCUGCCCCCAAACGACAAACCAUGGUACAAGAAACGAAACCAAGUCUUUCUCAACUUCUGCCUCAUUAGUCUUUUUCUCCUUUCUUCUGGCAAUGGCUACGACGGCACCAUGCUUAACGGUUGUCUCGCCCUUCCGCAUUGGCAGUCCUUCAUGGAACAUCCAACCGGGGCGUGGCUCGGGUUCAUCAGCGGUGCCCAGAACCUUGGCUCUAUCGUCUUCUUUCCCGUCGUCGCACACCUAUCCAAUCGCUUCGGUCGAAAACCAACCAUCUUUAUCGGCUACUUCUUCCUAUGUCUCGGCGUUGGCUUGCAGACCGGGGCUAUAAACCCAUCCAUGUUUGUUGCUUCACGAGUUGUUGUUGGCAUUGCGAGCGCCUUUUUUGGCGGAUGCGUGCCUCUGCUCAUGACGGAAACGGCAUACCCCACCCAUCGUGGAGUUCUUACGAGUCUCUACAUGUGUGGGUGGUAUGUUGUAAUUGUUCUUCCGGGACUGUUCCUGGUGCCCGAGUCUCCACGCUUUCUGGCCUCCAAAGAACGUUAUAACGAGGCUCGCGCCUUUCUCGUCAAGUACCAUGCAGAAGGUGACGAGAAUUCACUUCUAGCAACAUUUGAGCUUGAGGAGAUCACGCGAACCAUCCAGAUGGAACGUGACUUUCAGAAGAGCAGCUCGUAUGGGCAGAUGCUUGCGACUCCUGGUAACCGCAAGAGAACCUUCAUCACCGUCUUUCUGGGAGUCUUUGAUCAGUGGGCUGGCCAGAAUGUCGCAGGCUACUACCUCGCCCCGGUGCUCACCACCAUUGGCGUUACCACAGUUACAGAACAGACUCUCGUGAACGGAUUCCUCCAGAUCUGGAACCUCAUCUGCGCCUUGACUGGUGCAUUUAACGUUGAUCGUGUUGGACGUCGACCUCUUUUCUUAGCCGCCACCGCAGGCAUGCUCGUCUCUUACAUCCUCAUCACAGCGCUUUCUGCCACCUUUGCGAAGGGAGGGUCAGCAGCGGUCGGCACCGCAGUUGUCCCAUUCCUUUUCCUCAUGUACGGCUGCUUCUCUCUAGCUUUCACACCCUUGAUGGUGGCAUACCCAGUUGAGAUCUGGCAAUACGACUUGCGUGCUCGUGGUCUUUCUACAAUGUGGGUGUCGACUGCGGUAGCCGUCUUCUUCAACAUCUUCAUCAACCCAAUCGCACUCGAGGCAAUUGCGUGGAAGUAUUACCUACUCUACGUCUUCAUCCUCGCCGGCGGCGGCGUAGUCAUCUAUUUCACCUUCCCCGAGACGCGAGGUCACAGUCUUGAAGAGAUGGCGCGAAUCUUUGAUGGCGACGACGCAUCGCUGCCUCAAGAGGGAGUUUUGACUGAAAAGGCAAUUGCGGCUGGAAAUGUUCACCAUGUUGACAAUGCUGGCAAGGACCAAGACAAGGCGUCUCAGCCAGUCUAA
This is a messenger RNA of Fusarium keratoplasticum, 1482 nucleotides long. RefSeq names its product MFS domain-containing protein. Gene Ontology annotation, biological process: carbohydrate transport; transmembrane transport. Gene Ontology annotation, molecular function: carbohydrate:proton symporter activity. The coding region runs from base 1 to 1482 and encodes 493 amino acids. The transcript has 2 exons. The record is from RefSeq and is a predicted model, not a curated record. Lineage: Eukaryota; Fungi; Ascomycota; Sordariomycetes; Hypocreales; Nectriaceae. Gene Ontology annotation, cellular component: membrane.